AACGAAAGAGAGAAACAGCAACUGCCGUUACUAGCACGCACGCCGAUCACGACUUCGGAUGAUAUAUAAUUCUAGAACCGCCGCAGCCUCUCGGUUUCACGUAAUUUGCCUUUCUCUCUAAUUCUCCGUCCCUCAACCAAAUUCAGUCAUUCGCUCAAUCUUCGUCAGUGGAAUAGAUCGAGCAUUUGAUUUGAGGUAUUAGGUGGGUUGGAUUCAUGGCAUCCAAACGGAUCUUGAAGGAGCUCAAGGAUUUGCAGAAGGAUCCUCCCACAUCAUGCAGUGCUGGUCCUGUAGGUGAAGACAUGUUUCACUGGCAAGCAACAAUUAUGGGGCCAAGUGAUAGCCCAUAUUCAGGAGGCGUGUUUCUGGUUUCUAUCCAUUUUCCUCCUGAUUAUCCUUUUAAGCCCCCUAAGGUGGCUUUUAGGACUAAGGUGUUCCACCCAAACAUUAACAGCAAUGGAAGCAUUUGUCUUGAUAUUCUGAAAGAACAAUGGAGUCCAGCUUUAACCAUAUCUAAGGUCUUGUUGUCCAUCUGUUCCCUGUUGACGGACCCCAACCCCGAUGAUCCACUUGUUCCGGAAAUAGCUCACAUGUAUAAGACUGACAGAGCGAAGUAUGAGGCCACUGCCCGCAGCUGGACCCAGAAGUAUGCCAUGGGAUGAUGUGCUACAUAAAACACCACUGGCUCUUCCUAAGAUAAUGCCCUUUUCCAAUGCACUUGGGUGAAAGAAUAAAAUUGGAACUUGUUUAUGCUUGUCAGUUAAGCCGGGGGUGGGGGGUGGGGGUUAAAGCGACUUGUUUAUUUGGCUCUAUUAGACUUGAACUUGGAACAAAGUUGGAAUUCUCAAUUUGUGAAUAUAAUUCUAAGACUUUGGAAAGGGGGAAUGAAACUGUAAUAUUAACGGGGUUUAGUUUUCAAGUGCAUGAUCUGCUUGCUUGUUCUCUUUGAAUCCGCACUGAUUCAUGAAAUAGUUGUUUGGUGAUCCUUCAGGACAUUAAUCUUA
This is a messenger RNA of Diospyros lotus (date-plum), 1004 nucleotides long. Its product is annotated as ubiquitin-conjugating enzyme E2 28-like. Gene Ontology annotation, molecular function: ubiquitin conjugating enzyme activity. Gene Ontology annotation, biological process: protein polyubiquitination. The coding region runs from base 216 to 662 and encodes 148 amino acids. The transcript has 5 exons. NCBI's taxonomy places the organism in Eukaryota, Viridiplantae, Streptophyta, Magnoliopsida, Ericales, Ebenaceae. Gene Ontology annotation, cellular component: nucleus. The record is from RefSeq and is a predicted model, not a curated record.